AUGAGCUUUCCUCCUUCAGAGCCGCUUCAGGAGGUUUUGGCUGCGGGCCCGGGUUUUGCCAGUGGGGGUGUUGAUCCGCCGGCCCCUUUUGUGCAAGUGCAGGGUCGCCUGGAUGAGCAGGUUUCAGGUGCCUUCCCUGUGUCUGCUGCAGAGGGCCCUGCAGAGCUCGAGCCAGAUGACCACUCCGAACCCGAGCUAGAUGUGCCGAGGUGUUUUUGUAAAGGUUUCUUUGGUUCCUUCCCGGCCGGUGCCCUCUUCCCUAGGGGUUUAGGUCCCGGUUCUUCUGCUGGCUCCCCAGACUUCUCAAGAGGUGUUCCGUCCUCAGAGCUUGGUGAUGCCGUUUCAGAGGGUCGUUGGUGGGAUCAGGUCAGGGACAGCGAAUGCGAAGAGGAACCCGUGGUCGACCCCCUUGAAUCUUCAAGCAUCGACUUUGCUUCGACUUUCCGCUCAGCAGUGCAAUCUCAAUUCAGCUUGCAGGAUCGUAACCCUUUGAGGUUGCCUUGGGAGAUGGGUGUCUUUGGGGAAAUCUUUGGCUCUUCAGAACCUGAGCUUUUCCCUUCACUGAAGCGAACAGUCCCCACGCCCUUGGAAGCCGAUGAAGGUUCUCAUAGCGAGGCUGCUCCCGCAGCAGUCAAGCGAGUGAGGGUCUUGGACAAGGGUGUUUCGUUUGCCUCAGCUGUCAAGAUGAGGGUGCCAGUGUCUUGGAAAGAUCAGAGAGCCGCCCAGUUCGACAUCGGGGUUGAUUUGUGGCUUACUUUAAUCAAAGGUUGGGGCCCAUGCAACUUCGUUGACAUGCUGGAGGCCGAAGUCCAAGGCGAUUCCCAGAGGGAAGUCGUGUCCGAUGUCUUGAGGGGAAAGGCGCCAUCGACCUUGCUUAAGAGGGCCAGGGCCAUUUCAGGUCUGCAAGCUUUCCUUGCAGAAAGGAUGAUCACCUUCCCCUGUGGCGAGAAGGACCUCUACACCUUCUUGAAACAUAUGGAAGCUGAGGGCAUGGCGAAGAGCAGGUGCACAGGGCUGCUCGAGGCCCUUGCUUUCGUGCGACACGUCAUUGGUGUGGAUGAGGUUGAGGAUCUGCUUAAGAGUAGAAGGUGCCGUGGUGUGGGAGUGGUGGAAGCCUUCAAAGCAUCCAAGCAAGCUCCGGCGCUCACAGUGGAUCAGCUUCUUUAUUUGCACGACGUGUUAGAGUCUCAUCGUGAUCCAUGGACCCGGCACUUUGCUGGGUGUGCACUGGUGGCCACCUACAGUCGUUGUAGGUGGUCGGACAUUCAGCACUCCGACGAGCUCAUUUUGGACAGAGGCCCAGAUGGGCGGCUGACCUACUUGGAACUGAGGAGAGAUAUUGGCCUGGAUGAUGUCGGGCGCAUGCCUUUUUGUCCUGCGCCAGACUCGAGUGCUAGCCCCACGGUCCGUGGUAUCGACUCCGAGGAAGCUACAACCUGGAUGCGUCUGCUCCUCAGGGACAAGCCGUCUGCAGGAGUUGAUGGACUUUCCAUCCAGCGUCUGGGAUAUCAUGCAUCAGGUGGGCUCGACAUAGUCUACAGCAGAGAUGCCCAAGCACCCUACAUCCUCAUCGUGGAAAAGCUUCUGGCUGAGGGGCUUGGGGAUGAUGUGCCAGUGGCGGAGCUGGCCAGCGGCCCUGAGGUCAAGCUUGAGCGUCACGGUGCAGAUGGCCCCUCGCUCGAAGUCGUGGACCUGGAGGAAAGUGACGGUGCAGAUGUAAGGUCUCUUGGAAGCUCGACCUCAUCGGCCGACGAAGACGACCACCAGCCAGUUGCAGCCGUGGCGGGAGGGAAGCUCGUCCCAGAGGGCUUUGGCCUGCGUGCGAUGGCUCUCGUGACUUCAGAGGCUGCACUCAAGCAGAGGCAACUUGCGUUUGCCAUAGGCACACCGCGAUCUGAGCCGACGCCCGAGCAGUAUCAGGAGCUGGCAGCUCAGGUGUUCGGAGCUGCUGCUCCGAUUGGGAAAGUGGCACAGCUUAGAGAUUUGCACUUUGAAGCGACGACGUAUGUCAUCCAAGCCCUUAAGGAUCAGGUAAGCUCAGAUGCUACUGAACAUCAGGUGCGCAAGCUGCCAAUGGCAGAGCGUGCAGCCAGGUUGUCUGAUCAGCAGCGUAGGCUUUCAGGCGUCUCCAUCACUGGGGAGCUGCAGCCUUCCUAUGGGUUGGUUGAUAAGGUCAAUCAUAUCUUGGAAUCAGGGCAGCUUGUUUGGAUCUCCCCUUCCAUGUGUGGGAAGCGGGACCUGGAAGUCGCCCAAGGCAUUGAUCACAAGGCACAGGUUGUGCAGGUUGAGAAAGAAGCCUUGAAGGUAUCUGCCUCUCAGGUUGAAACCAAGGCGGAUGUGACCACGCCUCUGAUGCUUCACUUUGCCUUUCAGAGGAGGGGAAUUGCCUUUGAUCAGUGUGGACUGAUUGAGUGGAGCACGCAUCAGGAUUAUCUUCACAGGCUUCUUUUUGCCCUGAGCGCGCCUGUGCCCCCUGGUUUUACUCAGGUCACCAUACAACAGAUCGUGCGUGCUGACAAGGAAUUGUGGACCAUCAUGGCCCGAGAGUGCGUGCCCCCAUUCAAGGCGAAACCUGAUGGGACAAAGCCGCUUGAUGUCUCUAUGAGCAAGCUCAUGUUGGACUCUAGGGUCCAGAUGUGGCUGUUGCCUGUCAUGGUGUCACAAGCUAGCAGGAUCCAGGUCACAUCGAGUGUUGAGCCAUCUGACGCUCUCCCUCCCGAUGUGCCAACACCGCCGAAGAAGUUUCGUCUUCGGAAGAAGGCGAAGAAGGUCAUGCCGGAUGCUCUCAAAGGCUCGGCCGUAAGGGGCAAAUCCUUUUCAGCUGGAAGCUUUGUGCAUGGAGGCGUCGUAGGUGGCUACCCGUUUGCCUCCUUCACGUUUGGUCACAUCCUCGAUGUUGCAUCGGGACCUCAGUGGCUUCCUGCUGCAGAUUCAGGUUUCGUCCUUCGCAAGCCGAUGCUCACUGCUGAGCUUUCCGAGGAUGAGGUGCCCGGCAAGUGCUUGACUGACAUGCUUGUCAUCGAGGCCCUGCGUAGCCUCGAGGAGUUGAUUUGCACCGAGUCCGCCAGGAUAGCGCUAAUUUGGGCUGCAGUGCCUCAUGGGACGGCCAGUGUUGCAAGAUCCAAGCCGCUGCCGAGGUUUGGAUGGUCUUAUGGGGCGGGACAAAGCAAAGUGCGAGGUGUGCGUUGUGUUAUUGAAAAUCCGGUGUCGUCACUGUACUGGCAGACGGAGUUCUUUCGCUCUUUGCAGGCCGUGCAGCAUACCCUGACCUUCUGUGUGAUCGGGUUGCGGGGUGCUAAAGCUCCUCAACUGUUGCCAGAGUUUGGUCACCAUCUGCAAGUUGUUGCCACACCAUCUUCAAAGUUGCCGCAGGCCGAGAGCAGGAGUCCGUCUGUUGGCAUCAGGUGUGACUUGGACACUUCUGUGCUUGUGCCCUCCAGCUUGGUCGAGAUUGUCCUCUUCGGCAUCCCAGCUUCGCCUGAGGUGUUUGUCACGAAGGCUGUGGAAACGGGGCAUCCCGCAGACUUCAAGUCGUCUCUUGAGCCACUGCUCAAGAAAGUGGUCGAAGAAAACAUCGUGGGUGACGAGCUCAGACUUGCGAAAGCUAGGCUUGCUUUUGUGGCUAAGUGGUCUUCGAGGGCAAGGGCCCUGGAACAACAAGAGGCUGAAUUGCACGCGAGUCUGCCGAAGCACAUCAAGCAUAUCUUGAAAGGGAAGCGGCUUCUCCUUUUACAAGAAAUGAUUGAUUUCUAUGGACUGCCUGACACUGACCUGGUCAGGCACAUGAAGGAGGGCUUCAGUCUUAGUGGUUGGGUGCCCAGCAGCGGGUCCUUUCCUGCUUCAACGAAGAGGCCUGAGUUCUCUGUCGAUGCUUUAAAGCUUUUGUCUGCAGGUUUCAAUACAGCGACCUUGUCAAAGGCUAAAGUGCGACAGGAGCGUCCUUUGGAGGAAGCCACUUGGCAGGAAACUCUGGCUGAGGAGGAACAGGGCUGGGUUUGGCGUUGCGAGGACCAAGUGAUGGACGGAAAAGUCGUGGCGAGGAGAUUUGGGAUCUUCCAGAAUGGGAAGAUUCGGGUGAUUGAUGACCUGUCUUGCUGUGGGCUGAAUGCCACGGUAGGACUUAGAGAAAAGUUCGUUCUCCACUCCAUCGACAAGAUGGCAGCGAUGCAAGCUUAUGCUACUUCGUUGGUGAAGGAAUCGUUAAAGAAAAACGCUGCUUUCGGAAUAGAGUCUUUGUUUCAGUUGCUGGGCCUUACCUUUGCAAAGGAAGGGAAGAAGGCUCCUCCCUUCAGUACCGUCUUCAACAUGCUUGGGCUUUCCGUUAACCUAGGCCCUUUCAAGGAAGGGAGUAUAGAGAUUGGGCAUACUGAAAAACGUGUGUCUGAGCUAGAUACCUCCUUGGAGGCGGUUGUAGAACAAGGAUCUUUGAGCAUGAAGGAGGCUGAACGAUUGAGGGGAAGGAUGAACUUCUUCGAAGGCCACGCCUUCGGUCGUGGUCCUGCUCAGGCCCUGAGGACCAUCGACCAUCAUGCCAGGACGGGUGCCACUAGCAAGAAGCUUCCACCUGCUGUAGUGUCCGCCUUGACUGUGCUGAGAGAGCGCUUGAAAUCAGCCAUUCCGCUGCAAAUUUCAUCUGUAGCUCUCUCUACUUGGUACCUGUUCACAGAUGGUUCAUGUGAGGCUGCUGCAAGAACUGGAGCUGUUGGUGCGGUCCUCUAUGACCAGUGCGGCAGGGUCGUGUCUGCCUUCAGUGAAAGUGUGCCCACUCGAGUUAUGCAUGACCUCUUGCAAGACUCGGCCAAUCCUAUCUACGAGCUUGAGCUUUUUCCAGUGCUCAUCUCCUUUAGGAAGUGGGCUUCGUGGCUUGCUGGCUCGCAGGUGGUGAGUUUUGUGGACAACGAUGCUGCCAAAUAUGCAUUGGUCAGAUCGUGCUCUGCGACACAGACAGGUGCUGCAAUAGUCGAUGCCAUUCGCCUCAUUGAGCAAAGAUUUCAGUUACGUGUGUGGUAUGCUCGCGUGCCCACACACAGUAACCCAGCAGAUGCACCCAGCAGAUUGGAUGUGACCGGUCUUGAGAAAUUCCUCGUUGGCGACAUCUCCUGGGAGGUGUCAUCCACUGCUCUUUGA
Symbiodinium necroappetens is the source of this 5127-nucleotide messenger RNA. The record is from the annotation of a GenBank genome assembly. Lineage: Eukaryota; Dinophyceae; Suessiales; Symbiodiniaceae.